This is a messenger RNA of Priapulus caudatus, 613 nucleotides long. RefSeq lists its product as uncharacterized. The annotation marks the transcript as partial. The transcript has 5 exons. The record is from RefSeq and is a predicted model, not a curated record. Lineage: Eukaryota; Metazoa; Priapulida; Priapulimorpha; Priapulimorphida; Priapulidae.
UACGGCAAUUCAUUGCCUGAUGGAAGGUAUUUUCAUCGAACUGAACGGUGGCGUCCCCUUACAACAAAAGGUGCGCGUCGACGGCCAGUUCAUUCCGGCGACGUCAUACAGCGGUGACAACCCGCAAUGCUCCAUGGUGGUCGGCUACGUUCAACUCGUCACUAAACAGGCUGACGUGAGGCGGAUAGACCUUGGUAAAUGUGGUCAACACAACAUUGAGGCAGACGCAGCCAUCGUCAGCUACUUACAGCACAUACCCAACCACAGCGCCGUGCUAGCUAUCGGCUCCAACGUCAACAUGUCCACUCUGCUUGGCACGUUCAACUCGACGUACUCCGCACUACAGACGUACGGAGCCACGCUCAAGGAACCAACACUAGGUGACUUUGAGUUCAUCGGUUACUAUGGUAACCACAGCAGCCCGAGCGACAUCUGGUGGGUGGAGCUGACAGAUGAGACGGCACCAGAGAGCACACCUGCGGUUGUUUACCAGCCUGGUCGCCUAGCAACCUACGUCAGCUAUAUCUCGCAUCCCAUAGACGGUAACUGGACGCGCGGCGUCGACACGGUAGACUGCAUCACGCGCUCACUGCGCGACCUUCUCACUAACAAG